Lodderomyces orthopsilosis Co 90-125 is the source of this 1539-nucleotide messenger RNA. RefSeq names its product Edc3p (gene EDC3). Gene Ontology annotation, cellular component: P-body. Gene Ontology annotation, biological process: P-body assembly; deadenylation-independent decapping of nuclear-transcribed mRNA. The record is from RefSeq and is a predicted model, not a curated record. Gene Ontology annotation, molecular function: mRNA binding. Bases 1 to 1539 code for a protein of 512 amino acids. Lineage: Eukaryota; Fungi; Ascomycota; Pichiomycetes; Serinales; Debaryomycetaceae. The transcript has a single exon.
AUGACUGAAUUUGUACACUACGAGGUUGUUCUCACUUUGAAGGAUAAUAGUACAGCAAGAGGAACUAUUUCUCAUGUUGACAAUGAGCUGAUCACCCUAUCCAAUGCCUUGACAUCAACAGAUAGAAAAAUUCAGCCAGUACUCAGUCUUUUAAAUACCGAGGUUGCUGAUUUAAAAGUGUCCCAACUUCCUCCGUUUAGACCAAAGUCCAAUGACCAGAAAAAGAACAAGAAACUGAAAACCGAAGACAUUGUGGAUGACGCAAUUGUUUAUUCAUCAAAGCCAUCUCGUUCCAAUACACCCAAACCAGAAAAAUCAAAGUCAAAAUCAAAAUCAAGAAAUGAAAGUUCAGACCUAGAGCCCGAAUCCAUUGAAAAUGUUAAAAACGAAGAAUUUGACUUUGCGGCCAAUUUGGCCAUGUUUGACAAAAAGGCCGUUUUUGAAGAUUUCAAGAAAAAUGACCACACAAACAUUAGUGACAGACUAGUGGGACAAAAUAAAGUGGACAAGCCAGCUAAACAAAAGAAACAAAAGUAUGAUAAUGAUGAAAUGGUAUUGCAAGACGUUGUCAAAGACAACUGGGAUCAAAUUGGCAAAUCCCUAGAAAACUCAAGGACCAACACACCAAAAUCUGAUGGUGCCAAAAAUCAGGGCAAAGCACAACAAAACUCCACAGAAACUAGAAACAGAAGUUACAAAUUGGUGAACUCUGCAGACUCAUCUUCCAUUCAAUCAGCUUCACCUGUUCAACUUUUGGAAAUUGAGCGUUUAUCAUCGGACAAUUUUGGUAUUACUCCGGCGAUGAUGGCUGAAGUUUGUGCUACAAACUUGAGCAAGCUAAUCAUUGAUCGAUGUCUUGGAGGAUCGGUUAGAUUGAGCAAUAAGAAAAAUCACAACUUACCUCCCUUGGUUCUUUUGUUAAUUGGUAGUGGAAGAUGUGGAAGCAGAGCAUUUGCUACAGGGCGUCAUUUGAGUAACCACGGUGUGAGAGUACUAGCAUUUGUGAUAUCUUCAGAUGAAUCUGAUUCUGAAUUGCAUCAUCAAUGGAGGAUAUUUGAAUCUGUUGGAGGUAAAGUUGUGACAUCCAGUUUCGACCUUUUAGUGGAUAUAAUACGAAAUCAGUUGAAUACACCAGUAGAACUAGUAAUAGAUGCCUUACAAGGGUACGAUGAUCACUUAGAGGAUAUAUUUUACGAACCACAAGACAAGAAGACUUUAUCUUCGUUGAUCAGUUGGUGUAACUCAUCGGAGCAAUCGAAAGUUAUGUCAUUGGAUAUCCCAUCGGGAAUAGAUGGUGGCUCCGGUAUGCCUGACGACGGGUUGAAGGUUGAUUGUUCGUGGUGUAUCUCAAUGGGCUUACCACUCAAUGGUCUUCUUUUAGCUUACAAAAACAAUUAUCUUAGUGAUGACAUUGUACACUAUUUAAUUGAUGUUGGUAUACCAAACAAGGUUUUUCAAACUAAACCAAAUUUGAGAAAAUUUGAUAACUUUUGGUACACAGCUGAGUCCUCAAUUAAGUUGGAUGCUGAAAUUCUGUAG